Hippocampus comes (tiger tail seahorse) is the source of this 2553-nucleotide messenger RNA. It is a transcript of the gene rad54l, whose product is annotated as RAD54 like. The coding region runs from base 244 to 2469 and encodes 741 amino acids. Gene Ontology annotation, biological process: double-strand break repair via synthesis-dependent strand annealing; reciprocal meiotic recombination. Gene Ontology annotation, molecular function: ATP binding; DNA translocase activity. The transcript has 17 exons. The record is from RefSeq and is a predicted model, not a curated record. Gene Ontology annotation, cellular component: nucleus. NCBI's taxonomy places the organism in Eukaryota, Metazoa, Chordata, Actinopteri, Syngnathiformes, Syngnathidae.
CCGUAGUUGUUUAGCGCGCAGUUUGAGAGACAGCGUCGCAUUCACGGGCUGUCAUUUGUUUCGGGAGUUACCUGCGAAUAUCUGUAAAGUGUGAAAUUACAGUAUUUCCAAAGUCAAGUCACGCGUCGGUUUGGGGGGCGGGGGUCAAAGAGUCUCAUCGGAGACCCAUCCAUGCGCUGGUAAGGAUGCUAGCGGACUAGUUUAGAGCCGAAAAGCGGCGACGGCGACAUAACAAGAGCAAACAUGAGAAGAAGUUUGGCUCCCAGUCAGGUCGCUAAACGGAAGCAAGCCGACGAUGAGGAGGACGAAGAGUGGACGUGUGCGGCGGGGAGAAAAAGAAGUAAAAGGGCCGAAGCGCAGAUACGACCGAGUCCCAUGUCGACAUUCAGGAGGCCGCUGACGCAGCUCAACGCUCGUCCCGUGUGCCCCGACGGCAGCAAACAUGAGGAAUUUAUUCGUCGGAUCCUCUCCAAGCCGUUUAAAGUUCCCAUCCCGAAUUACACAGGUGAGGUUUUGACCGCCGCAACUUUGCAGGACAAAAUUCCCAGGCGAGCCCUUCACGACCCGUUUGCCGCCGACGCCCUGGUUCUGUUUGAGCCCGCGACGCUGAGCGCCCACGAGCAGCUCAAAACGGACAAGGACAAAAUUCCCGUCCACGUGGUAGUGGAUCCCGUCUUGGGGAAGGUGCUCAGACCUCACCAGAGAGAGGGCGUCAAGUUCCUGUGGGACUGCGUGACGGGGCGACGCAUCCCGGGCUCCUUCGGCUGCAUCAUGGCCGACGAGAUGGGCCUGGGCAAGACCCUCCAGUGCAUCGCGCUGGUGUGGACGCUGCUGCGCCAGAGCGCCGACGCUAAGCCCGAGAUCGACAAGGCCAUCGUGGUGUCGCCCUCCAGUCUGGUGCGCAACUGGUACAACGAGGUGGCCAAGUGGCUGGGAGCGCGAGUCACCCCCGUGGCCAUCGACGGAGGCUCCAAGAGUGACAUCGACCGGCAGCUCGUCAACUUCAUCUCCCAGCGUGGGCUGCGCGCGCCGACGCCCAUCCUCAUCAUCUCCUACGAGACGUUCCGACUGCACGCCGAGGUUCUGCACAAAGGCCAAGUGGGGCUCAUCAUCUGCGACGAGGGCCAUCGGCUCAAGAACUCCGACAACCAGACGUACCAGGCUCUGAAUGCCAUGCGCGCCCAGAGGAGGGUGCUGAUAUCGGGCACGCCCAUCCAGAACGACCUGCUGGAGUACUUCAGCCUGGUGCACUUUGUCAACGCCGGCAUCCUGGGGACGGCUCAGGAGUUCAAGAAGCGAUUCGAGCUGCCCAUCCUGAAGGGUCGCGACGCAGACGCCAGCGAUAACGAACGACAGGCGGGAGAGGACAAACUCAAGGAGCUCAUCGGCAUCGUCAACAGGUGUUUAAUCAGGCGAACGUCCGACAUCCUGUCCAAGUAUCUGCCUGUGAAGAUCGAGCAGGUGGUCUGCUGCAAGCUAACGCCGCUGCAGACGGCGCUCUACAAGCGCUUCCUGACGCAGGCCAAGCCGGUGGAGGCACUGCAGGCGGGCAACAUCAGCGUCUCCUCCCUGUCGUCCAUCACUUCGCUCAAGAAACUGUGCAAUCACCCAGCGCUCAUCCAUGAGAAAUGCAUGCAGGGCGAGGAAGGUUUCCAAGGCACUUUGGAUCUUUUCCCCAAUGGCUACUCCGUUAAAAAUGUGGAGCCGCAACUGUCAGGCAAAAUGUUGGUCCUGGACUUGAUCUUGGCCAUGACGAGGUCCAGCACCAGCGACAAGGUGGUGCUGGUCUCCAACUACACGCAAACGUUGGAUAUCUUUGAGAAGCUGUGCCACUGCAGAAGGUACCCUUACGUCCGCCUGGACGGCACCAUGUCCAUCAAGAAGAGGGCCAAGAUUGUGGAGAGAUUCAACAGUCCGGAGAACCCCGAGUUCAUCUUCAUGCUGAGCAGCAAGGCGGGCGGCUGCGGCCUGAACCUGAUCGGCGCCAACCGCCUGGUGAUGUUCGACCCCGACUGGAACCCGGCCAACGACGAGCAGGCCAUGGCUCGGGUGUGGCGGGAUGGCCAGAAGAAGACGUGCUACAUCUACAGGCUGCUGUCGACGGGCACCAUUGAGGAGAAGAUCCUGCAGAGGCAGGCGCACAAGAAGGCGCUGAGCAGCUGCGUGGUGGACGAGGAGCAGGACGUGGAGCGACACUUCUCGCUCGGGGAGCUCCGCGAGCUCUUUGCGCUUAACGGCGAGACGGCCAGCGACACGCACGACAAGUUCCGCUGCCGGCGCUGCGUCAACGGCAUCCAAGCGCGGCCGCCGGCGCCCGAGUCGGACUGCACUAGCGACCUGUCCCAAUGGCACCACUGCUGGGACAAGAAGGGCCUGAGGGACCAAGUGCUGAAGGCCUGCUGGGACGCCGCUGCCGUCUCCUUUGUCUUCCACCAGCGUUCCCACGAGGACCAGAGGGGCAUUGUUUGACACAUAUUUAUUUCUGCUUGUCAGUUUUUUUGUGUUUGUUUGUUUGUUUUAAUCCAAAAAAUAAAGUCCAUUUUUCUUCCCACA